UCUUAAGGAAAGGAGUGAUCUUGGUGGAUUUUUCCACCCUUAUCUAGCCUCUACUGUUUCGAGACAUUUUGUUAUAAGGGGCGUUUUUAAUUGCCUGUGAAAGAAGUUGGUUUUUGCCAUUUAUAAUCUUCAAAUCUGACUAUGCUCACAAUUCAAACUGCGGUAGAUGUUAGCUCGAGAUUGACUUGACGAUUUUGGGCUGAUCAUUCAUAAGAUAACAAACAAAGUCUUGAAACCCCGGAGAUUGAUACUUUUGAACACAACGAGGCUGUUUUUAUAUAAGGAUGUCAAACAAUGCGCAGUUUUGUCUCGACCAAUAGAAUCAAUCUAUCUCAGGCUGUUUUGCGCAGGCUUAUAAUGAUAGGUCCAAUGGUUCGUAUGCGGUUUAAUUGCUAAUGCAGGCACACUGUUUAAACAGUAGGCGACUAGUUGUCAUGAAAAGUGUAGUCCAGGAUAUAUAGAUGAGCAAAAAGAGUGACGGGAUACAAAGAUUUAAACAGGGCUCGUUAUCUGAACGCUUGAGUGGCAGCGAAAGUAAACAGCAUUUGGAGCGCUAUUUCUGUGAUACAGAAAUGGGUAAUGGGAAAGGUGUCGCCGUUUUGACAAGAUUUGUAAUUUUCCUCGUUUUUGCUGAAUAUAUACUUGUGACUUUCGCGUGUGGCGUUGGAAAAGGAUCUUAUACAAAUAAGGAGUUUCCACCGUUAAGAGAGAACCAGAGAAAGCCACAAGAAGAUGAAGAAAGCAGUGUUGCAAGUGGGCCAUUCAAUCACAAAGUAAGGUUUGGUUCUAAAGAGUUCAAAGCAAAGAUAGUAAGGUACUUUGGUACGAAUAUUGUGUUUAGAGAUGAUGAGGGAAAUGGAGCUGACCGCUAUAUGACCAAGCGGUGCGAAAGAGCUCUCAAGAAGUUGGCAAAAUACGUUCGUGUUAAAUGGCAUAAUAAAGUAAAAGUAAGAGUAAUUGAGGCUUGGGAUGAAGAUGGGGAACACCCACCACGCUCGCUACACUACGAGGGCAGAGCUAUUGACAUUACAACUUCAGACCGAGACAGAAAAAAAUACGGUGCGCUAGCAAGUUUGGCCUAUUUCAAAGCAGAAUUUGACUGGGUUGCAUAUCUGGAUGGCCAUGUUCAUGUUUCGUGUAAAAGAGAUGAUGCGGUAGAGGAAACCAGCAGCUGUUUCCCUGGCCGUGCAACCGUUAUAGCGUCUAACGGAAAAGCAAAGCGAAUCGAUGAAUUGGAAAUUGGCGAGAAGGUGCUGACUCGCUCAUCUUCUGGAGACCUAGUUUACAGUAGAGUUGUUAUGUUUAUGGAUGCAAAACCGAAUGUCGUCAUCAAAAAUUACAUAGAAAUCCAGACAGAUAACCCACGCAGGAAACUUCAGUUAACAAGGAGGCAUCUUCUGAUUGCAUCAAAAGAUGGUGUAAACUUUGAGACAAUAUUUGCUGAAAAGGUUGUAGUUGGCAACAUCGUGAAAGUAUUAGCAGAGAACGGAACAACAUUAAUAAAUUCCCGAGUUUCUGUGAAAUUACAAAAACUUAGAGGAGCAUUCGCCCCUUUGACAGAAGAAGGGACAAUUUUAGUCAAUGGCAUGCUAGCCUCCUGUUACGCAAUGACGGAAGAUUAUAGGACAGCACAUUUGAGUUUUGCACCAUGGCGAUAUCUGUUUGAAUUAACUGACUUCCCGUAUAAAUACCAGAUUCAGCAAGGUGAACACUGGUACACAAGACUGCUGGUAGCUAUAAACCGUGCUUUUGGAGUUCUUCCAGAAGUUUAUGCCCAAUAGUUACUUCGUAGAGUAGAGCUCGGGAAGUUUACAGUAAAUUAAUAUAUUGGAAUUGAAGUAAUAAUAUAAAGAAAAAUUACAGAUCCAGGGAAACGUCGUCACAACUUCAGCAUUGUUCCGUGGUCUCUGUCAGUAUGUAACGUCGAUAAUGGAUCUUGCAAGAUAUAGGUUGUUGCUACAAAUCCCAAUGAUGAAUAGCACUGUUGUAAAGCAGUUGUAAAUAGUUGUACUAUUUUCAGUAACCGAUAAUCCAUGAUAAUUUAUUUCCUCCUUCACAUUGGACUGUCGCUGUAUGAAUUCAGUUGUGAGGGGACAAUCUUCAGAACAUAGGUUUUUCUUUAUUGAACGUUGAAUCUUUCUUGUUAGUAACCUUUUUUCUUUGGAGUUUGUUGCCUGGUUGCGAUCGAUAGAUAUAUUUCUCUUUUCUUUCACCAAGCAAUAUAAGACGGAGCUUAGAAAGGUAGAAACGACAAAAGUGUUCUACCAUUGAUUGUAUGCACUACUGAAGAAAAAUGUUUUUACAACAAUUUCUUUUUAUCCUGUGCCGACACUGUUAUUUUUUCCCUUUUUAAUUAAAUAUAUUUCCAAUAAGGAACAUAAAAAAUCAUGUUACAAACAAUUUUUUAGCGGUAAAAAAUUUAAAUUUGCCUUUGAAAAAAGCAAGCAUUUUAAGCCAUACUUCAGUAUAUAAAACGAGUAUUGAUCGAAAACUCAAAGCAAAGAAAUAUUUAACUUGUUGUGGAUUUAAGUAGGCCAAUCAGAAACGC
Rhopilema esculentum is the source of this 2548-nucleotide messenger RNA. RefSeq names its product desert hedgehog protein-like. Gene Ontology annotation, biological process: intein-mediated protein splicing; cell-cell signaling; cell fate specification. Lineage: Eukaryota; Metazoa; Cnidaria; Scyphozoa; Rhizostomeae; Rhizostomatidae. The record is from RefSeq and is a predicted model, not a curated record. Gene Ontology annotation, molecular function: calcium ion binding; patched binding.